Cheilinus undulatus (humphead wrasse) is the source of this 1578-nucleotide messenger RNA. RefSeq names its product GTPase IMAP family member 4-like. The record is from RefSeq and is a predicted model, not a curated record. Gene Ontology annotation, molecular function: GTP binding. The coding region runs from base 1 to 1578 and encodes 525 amino acids. The transcript has 5 exons. NCBI's taxonomy places the organism in Eukaryota, Metazoa, Chordata, Actinopteri, Labriformes, Labridae.
AUGCCAUUGAUCACAGAUCCACCGUUCAUCAUGACAACGAGAGCGGCGUACUUUUCCCCGCCGGAGGCAGAAAUCCUCAUGGAGGUUUACGAGGAGUCAAAAAGAAAACCCACAAGUGAAGCACGGGUGGUGUCUGGAGAGUAUCAGCGCCUAUCACAAGACUUAAGGGUCAGCGCUUUGAGGGAAUGUGACAUCACUCUGGCCUGUGCUGUCCUCCACAGUGUGGCCUGCCUGAGGAAGGAGAGGGCCCCCAGAGUGCCAUCACACAUGGACUGGGGCAAUCCUGCCUUCUUCCCUGGUGACGACAGUGACAUCAGCUCUGAGGAUGAUGAUUGUGGAGGAGGCCAACUCUGGAAUGAGGAUGUGGUCAUUGUGGUUGCAGAUGGUAACAUACAGAAUAACGAGGAGCUGAGGAUGGUGUUGGUGGGAAAGACCGGCAAUGGGAAGAGCGCCACCGGAAACACCAUCCUGGGUCGAGAGUGUUUUGAGUCGAAGUGUGGUGCAGAGUCUGUGACUAUGGAGUGCUCUAAGGCCAGAGGUACCGUGGAUGGACAGAAGAUCGCCGUCAUCGACACUCCAGGCCUGUUUGACACCAGAGUAGACAUGGAUGAGAUAAAGCAACGUGUUUCCCAGUGCAUCGUGUUCGCUGCUCCUGGUCCUCACGUGUUCCUGGUGGUUGUCAGGGUGGGUAGAUACACCGAGGAGGAGAAGCAAACGGUGCAGAUAAUUCAGGAAACAUUUGGCCAGGCUGCAGACCGGUACUCCAUGGUUCUCUUUACUCAUGGCGACAAUCUCGAGUCAACUAUCGAGCAUUUCUUGAAGGGAAGCCCCGAGCUGAAGGAGCUCUUGGCCCGAUGUAACGGCCAGUACCACGUCUUCAACAACAAGAGCAAAGAUCACUCCCAGGUGACUGAGCUGCUCAAGAAGAUCAGAAACAUGGUCAAGAGGAACGGAGGGAGUCACUACACCAACGACAUGUUCCAGAAGGCUGAGGUGGUGAUUGAAGUGGAGAAACAACGAAUCCUGAAAAAGAGUGAAAAGCAAUUUCAUGAAGAAACUGCAGCGUUGGAGAGAAGACUGAGGCAAGAACACGAGAGAGAGAUGAGAGCACUUAGACAGCAACUGGAGUCUGAGAGAGAUGAGGAGAGGAAUCAGCUGGUAGUGUAUGAUCACAGGAUGAAGGAAGAAAAGAAAGAGAUAGCAAUGGUGAUGUCAAUGAUGGGGAGGAUGACAAUGGAGGUGAUGACCAGGAUGGAGAACAUGCAGGAACAGCACGACCAGGCUCUGAGAGAGGAAAGAAGCACGUACCAGCAAGAGCUGAGAGAGGAAAGACAGAGGUAUGAACAGAGAUUUGAAGGGGAACGAAACAGGUAUGACCAGGCUCUGAGAGAGGAAAGAAACUCCUAUCAACAGCAGCUGAGAGAAGAACGAAACUCGUAUGAAGACAGACUGAGAGAGGGACAAAACAAGUACGAACAGAGACUGAUAGAAGAAAAGGAGAAGCUGAAAGAAGAGUUUGACGAAAAGGCCAAAGAGAUAGCUAUGAUAAAAGCGAAGAAAAUCUGUGUUGUCAUGUGA